Molecule: messenger RNA, 969 nt
Organism: Gloeophyllum trabeum ATCC 11539
Lineage: Eukaryota; Fungi; Basidiomycota; Agaricomycetes; Gloeophyllales; Gloeophyllaceae
Exons: 4
Coding region: 1-969 (322 amino acids)
Molecular function (GO): hydrolase activity, acting on ester bonds
Source: RefSeq, a predicted model, not a curated record
AUGUCGCGCGUCUUAGCUUCUCUCGUUGUUGCCCUCCUUGCUGCAGCACCCUCGGUCCUCGCAUUUGGGGGUCCCCUGCCAGGGCAGAUCAAAAACCUCGUCACGUUUGGCGACUCGUACACCGACGUUGGCAACCCCGCGGACGGAGGCCAGGCAUGGCCCAUCUACGCCGCCGAAUACGGGCACCUUAACCUGUACCCGUUCGCGAAAUCCGGCGCGGCGUGCUCAAACAACCUCACUGACAGACCCUUCCCGCCGGUCUUCGAGUACCAGAUCCCGACCUACCUUCAGGAAGUGCAGAACGGCACGCUGGCACUCAACCCCUACGAGACGAUCUACACCCUAUGGAUCGGCACUAACGAUGUUGGCGUUAACGAACUGCUGACGGGCUCACAAACCCCCGGAGUCACCCUCGUUAACACCACCCAGUGCGCUGUGAACUGGGUUUCGACAAUGUAUGGCUACGGCGCAAGGAACUUCCUCUUCCAGAAUAUGCUGCCUCUGCAAAAUACGAUCCUGUACUCUAAUUACUCGUACCCGAACCGGUACUACGUCGCACCGCGCAACACGACAGAAUGGAACGUCAUGAUGACCGAGAUCACGAACACCGGGAACCUGCUCUCCCGCAUGAUGUUAGAGAACCUCGCCUACCAGCUCCCAGGCGCCCACAUCGGAAUCUUCGACUCCUACGGAUUGUUCACGGACAUGUACAACAACCCUGCCCAGUACCUUAAUGGAACCGCCCCGCUCAACGUUACUGGCUGCGUCAACUCCUGCGUAUACGCCAUCAACGCUAACAUCAGCGACCCUAAUGCCGGCACGUGCACCACCGCAGAGGGUACCGACCGUGAUAGCUUCUUAUGGUACGACGAGCUGCACCCAUCCGAGCAGGCGGACAGGAUUGUAGCUAGGGAGAUUUCGGGAGCUAUUUUGAGAACGUCGGAAAAUUACACGACCUGGCUCAGCUGA